This is a messenger RNA of Anolis sagrei ordinatus, 1179 nucleotides long. Lineage: Eukaryota; Metazoa; Chordata; Lepidosauria; Squamata; Anolidae. The record is from RefSeq and is a predicted model, not a curated record.
AUGGUAACUUACAAUAUUUUGAAUUGGUUCCUGUUCCCCAACAACUCCUUUCUCAGCGUGAAAGUUGGGGAAGUGAACCUUGGCUCUGCAAAAAAUCACAGUAUUGCUAUUUAUGAAGAAAUGGCCUUAUGGAAUAACAAAUACUUCCAGCCACCACAUUCUGUCUGCAGCCAUAAAUGUUCACCUGGGUUCUGGAAGAUUCCUUUGAAGGGCAAAUCCAAAUGUUGUUUCCAGUGCAUUGAAUGUCCUACAGGAAAAAUAUCCAGUAUGCCAGAUAUGGAUUGUUGCGUGGAUUGCAAAAAGGACCACUAUCCAAACAAUGGAAGAAAUAAAUGCAUCCCAAAAAACAUCACCUUCCUUUCCUAUGUGGAACCUUUAGGAAUUGCUUUAGCUUUCACUGUGUUAUUUUUUUCAUUCUUAUCUGCGUUAAUAUUAGGAAACUUUAUCAGAUACAGAGAGACUCCCACAGUUAAAGCCAACAACCGGCAGCUCAGCUAUGUCCUCCUCUCUUCCCUCAUACUUUGCUUCCUCUGCUCUUUGCUCUUCAUUGGACGACCAAGUAAAACGACCUGCCUUCUUCGCCAGGUAGCCUUUGGGAUCAUUUUCUCUGCCUCUCUUGCUACAGUCUUGGCCAAAACCAUCACGGUGGUUCUGGCCUUCAAGGCCACAAAGCCAGGCAGUGGUGCACAGAAAUGGCUGAGACCUAGACUUUCAUACUUCUUUGUGCUGGUCUGUUCUCUCAUUCAGGCUGUGAUUUGUAUUGUGUGGUUGGGAACCUCCCCUCCAUUCCCAGAUGCGGAUUUCUACUCGGAGCCUGGACACAUCAUCCUGGAGUGCAAUGAGGGCUCAUCCAUUGCCUUCUAUUCCAUUCUGGGCUACAUGGGUGUCUUGGCUUUGGUGAGCUUCAUUGUGGCUUUCCUUGCCAGGAAGCUGCCUGAUGUGUUCAAUGAAGCCAAGUUCAUCACUUUCAGCAUGUUAGUUUUCUGCACUGUCUGGGUAUCCUUCAUCCCAGCCUACCUCAGCACCAAAGGGAAAUAUAUGGUGGCUGUGGAGAUCUUCUCUAUAUUGGCCUCCAGUGCUGGACUACUUGGCUGCAUCUUUUUCCCAAAAUGUUAUAUUAUUUUACUCUAUCCAGAUAAGAACCAGAAAUCACAUUUAACCAACAAACAUUUCCAGUGA